CCGCCCGCCGCGAGUGCCGUGAAACAAAGCCAACCGGGUUGAUUGCUGCUCCGAUCCCCGUUCCUUGCAUGGCUUGAUGAGUGACGUUAUCUGCGUUUUGAGGAAUGGAAGACAAAGAUCAGUACCAAAACUUAAGCAUUGGUCUAGACGUUGCAAAUGGGGAGCAAGAUCAUUCUAAUAAUAAUAUUCAAUUACCCGAGUCAGGUGAACAUGAUAAUUAUUGUCCGCCAUUUGUUGACCCUGAUUUAAUUUGUCGUCAGCUAGAAAGUGUAAAUUUAACAGAAGAAGAAACAGACAUUUUAUUGAAAGAUGCUUUGCAACUGAACAGGAUAUUAAAAGCCCAUUUAUCGAAACAAGAAGGUUCAACGAAAAAGAGUCCUGGAAUAUCAAUACCAGAUGGAAAAAAGAAAAAAUCUAGGAGUUCUAGUAGGCCUAGGCCUAGUAGUACUAGUAGUAGUAUUAGUACGAAUUCGUCAAGAGGAGAUCUCCCUCCAUUAGACACAAAGCGAGGACUGUCAGCUGCACAGAUGAGGAUGCGACAACCACAGAAGAUGCAACAAAGAAGUACCUCUGCGAGCAAAAACAUGGAAAAACAGUCCCCGCAAAGUUCUGAGGCAAGUAAAGCAACUGGAUCCAAGACAGCAUCUUCCAAAAAAACUAGACGAAGCAAAUCAAGUGAAUCAAACCUGAAAGAGUGGAGUGAUAGGUGGUGAAAUAUUAACACAAAGAAAUAUUAUUCUGUCCUUUUGAACUCAUCUAUAGAGUAUUGAUAUCUAUUGGAAAUAUACAGUAAUAUUGUAUUUUAUAAAUAUACAUAGGGCAAUAUAUAAUAGUGUAUUAUUGGGUUUUUUGUCAGAGAAUAUUUUAAGACUUACUGUAUGCUAUGAAAUAUCAUUGCAACAUGUAAGAAACCAUGUUUUAGUUUAUUUAGUCACAAAACUUACUUUAAAAUUUAAGUAAAAUUAUUUUUUAUAUACAAUGUCUGGUAAUAAUAGUCAGUUUCUUGUACAUUACAUCUACUGUAGGCUACUAAAAUACUUUACGCUACUGUUAGUACUGUGCUGUCAACACACUUCCAGCACUUUAUAAAUACUGUACAGUAGGUGUUCUGUACUUUAUAUUUUACGUAAGUUUAAUUCAUUCAUUUCAUUCAAUAAUUUUUUUAUUUCAAACACAACAGCAAGGUAAAAAUACAAUGUAAAAAAAAUCAAGAAAUUUUAAUCGUAUUAAAUCGAAAAGUUUUAAUCAUACUAAUAGUCACACAUGCUUCAUACAUAGGCCUACUACUUGGAGUGGAGUUAUAGCCAGCUUACUGUACCUUCUCCUGGGGUGGCGCCAGUGCGGGCCAUGGCACCUUGGGGAGUAACCCCGUCCCACCCCCCUGUUGGGGAGAAAAAACCACAAUUCAAUUCAUCAGGGGAGAAAAAGAAAAUGUAUUUUCUACAUAUAGUAUUAGUAAACUCUAAAAUUGAUUAAAUAAGCACUUGAAACCUCUAAAUUGCUUUUUCGGGGAUUUUUCCCCUUCAACCACUUUUAAAUUAUUUUGAGUGAGCGACGCCCGACCACGCCCACUUUGCUCUUUUUGGUGACAUGCAGCCCCUGUUGGGGACCUCGGAUCUCCCGUCGGGCAAAUCAUGGCGCCAUCCCUGUUUCUGUCGCAGUGUUGCAUGAUUUUUUUCUUAUGACCAAAACAACUCCCUAAACCUCGAAUUGUAUUGUUGUGUAUUAUUUCUUGCAAAAAAGAUGGUUGUCACCUACAAGUAGGACAGUUAUAUACGCUAUUGAGAGUCUUGGGUGCAUGUGUGUGCAUUGCAUAAUACUAAUACUCAGGGUCAUCCAAGUGCAUAUCUAGGGGUGUGCCAGGGUUGGGGCGCACCCAAGACCCCAAAAAAGUUGUGCUCCCAGUUUCUCCUUCCCUUCCUCCCACCAUGAAAAUGUUCAAGCAAGAAAAGCACGCUCAAGAUGAUAAAAAUCAUCUCAUAUCACCUGUUUUGAGAGCUAGCACCCUUUCAAUUACUCAUCGAAUCCCCUCCUUUCUCCUAAUACUGAAUGCCAUCGGGUUCACAAGAAAUCACAAUGUACAGUAGCUAGUAGAACUCAUAAAUAUAAGCAUUUUUAUUGAUGAAUGAAUGUGUGCUAUAUUCGAUGCCA
Molecule: messenger RNA, 2151 nt
Organism: Anneissia japonica
Lineage: Eukaryota; Metazoa; Echinodermata; Crinoidea; Comatulida; Comatulidae
Source: RefSeq, a predicted model, not a curated record